Molecule: messenger RNA, 1599 nt
Organism: Diaporthe citri
Lineage: Eukaryota; Fungi; Ascomycota; Sordariomycetes; Diaporthales; Diaporthaceae
Exons: 4
Coding region: 1-1599 (532 amino acids)
Molecular function (GO): RNA binding
Source: RefSeq, a predicted model, not a curated record
AUGGGGAAGAACAAGAACACCGGUUUGUCGGCUUCUUCCAAGAAGAUCGACCCUGCUCUCGAUGCCCUCUUCUCAACGAGCUCAGGACCGGUCCAAGCCCCGCCAAAAUCGCGAUACUCUGAGUUAGCAGCCUCGAGGGCUAGACAGGAGUCGGACAGUGAAAAUGAGGAGGAGGAUGAUGAAGAGCUUUCCAGCAUCGACGAGGACGGUGUGAACUUGUCUGAAGCCAGUGACGUGGAUGAGGCCGCAGGAAGUACACGCGACGACGAGUUGAGUGAUGCUUCCGCGCAAGGAGCAAGCGAUGAUGACGAGCGCGAAAUCGCUGCUCAGAUACUCGCCGAAGCCCAAGCACACGAGCGCAAGCAGAAGAAAAAGCGGAAGCACGAUGAAUUCCAUGAUCUGGAAAGCAAAUACUUCGACAAGCUCGGCGACGAUGAGCCUCCUGUUAGCAAGAAGAGGAAGUCUGACGACAGUGCUGAGGAUGAGGCUGGAGGUGCCAAGACCAAAGACGCUGAGGACGACUCAGACAGCGACAUACCCGUGCACGAGUCUCUUACGCAGAAAAAGGAGGUUGACGAGAUUGAGAAGGCGUCGCGAACAGUGUUCCUCUCGAACGUCUCCAUUGAGGCUGCUAGCUCAAAGAAGGCGAAGAAGACUCUCAUGGGGCACCUGUCUUCUUUCCUCGACAAAACUGCCUCGCCGCCACAGUCGCUGGAGUCGCUCCGGUUUCGCUCCCUCCCGUUUUCGACAGCAGCGAUGCCGAAACGUGCCGCUUUUGCUACCAAAAGCCUCAUGGAGGCCACCACACAGUCUGCCAACGCAUACGUAGUAUACAGCAGCCCGGCAGUGGCUCGCGCAGCAUGCGAGAAGCUGAAUGCAACGGUUGUGUUAGACAGGCACUUGCGGGUGGACAGUGUUGCGCAUCCCGCUCCAGUUGACCACCGGCGCUGUGUCUUCGUGGGCAACCUCGGUUUUGUGGACGACGAGACAGUGCUCAACGUGAAAACGGACGAGGAUGGCAAGGAGCAAACCGAAAAGCGCAAGCGAACCAAGGUGCCAAUGGAUGUCGAAGAGGGUCUUUGGCAAAACUUUGGCAAGCACGCUGGCAAGGUUGAGAGUGUGCGUGUUAUCAGGGACCAAACAACGAGAGUCGGAAAAGGAAUUGCCUACGUGCAAUUCUAUGAUGGUAAUUCAGUUGAGUCCGCUCUCCUCUUGAACGGCAAGAAGUUCCCACCCAUGCUGCCGCGAGAGCUGCGGGUCAGUCGGUGCAAGGCACCGCACAAGACAGCCAGGGCCAUGGACAAGAAGAACGCGGAGAGGAGCGCUGCACUUGCAGCCAGCAGCAAGGCCAAAAAGGGCACGAAAUACCAAAAACAGGCGGGAAAGCGUGAUCGGACGAACAGGGGCGAGAAGAAGUUUAGCAAGGACAGGAAGGAGGGCGCAGGCGUAGGCGUGGGCGCUGCUGGGUUCAAGAAGCCCGAAGACUUCGUCUUUGAGGGACGGCGUGCGAGCUCCCGCGACGCCAAACCAAAGGACCUGAAGCAGAAGGUUGGAAAGAAGAAAGCCGGUGCCAAGCCGAAGAGGAAGUCGGCGAGGUGA